AACGCGCCACAUUUAAGAGAUCUGGUAACGAAAAGAGUCUGGGACUGAGCGAUAAAGAGGCUCUCGACAACGUGAUAUUUCUUUUGCCCUUCCUUUGCUACGAGGACUUACUGAGAAUGUCUGAACAGACAGAAAGAGCCUAUCAGAAGCAACGACCCAUCUUCCAGAAUAAGAAGAGGGUUGUUGGAAAAGUCACUAAAGCCAAAGAACAGAGAUUUCUAAGAAAUGUUGGCCUAGGUUUCAAAACGCCAAGAGAGGCAAUUGAAGGGACUUACAUUGACAAAAAAUGCCCUUUCACUGGUGAUGUCAGUAUAAGAGGACGUAUUCUGACUGGGAUUGUCCAAAGCAUGAAAAUGAAAAGAACACUUGUCAUGAGAAGGGACUAUUUGCACUACAUCAAAAAGUACAAUCGAUUUGAGAAGAGACACAAGAACUUGGCAGCUCACGUCUCACCUUGUUUCAGGGAUGUGCAGAUGGGUGACCUUGUGACUGUUGGCCAGUGUCGACCAUUGAGUAAAACUGUCCGAUUCAAUGUUCUGAAGGUCAGCAAGGUACUCAAAGGAAAGAAAAGCUUUGAAAAAUUUUAAUCCAUUUGUUGAUGUAUCCAAUCAAAUGUGGAAAUUA
Rhopilema esculentum is the source of this 624-nucleotide messenger RNA. Its product is annotated as small ribosomal subunit protein uS17. Gene Ontology annotation, molecular function: structural constituent of ribosome. Gene Ontology annotation, biological process: translation. NCBI's taxonomy places the organism in Eukaryota, Metazoa, Cnidaria, Scyphozoa, Rhizostomeae, Rhizostomatidae. Gene Ontology annotation, cellular component: ribosome; cytosolic small ribosomal subunit. The record is from RefSeq and is a predicted model, not a curated record.